Molecule: messenger RNA, 1098 nt
Organism: Phaeoacremonium minimum UCRPA7
Lineage: Eukaryota; Fungi; Ascomycota; Sordariomycetes; Togniniales; Togniniaceae
Product: putative stress response protein rds1p-like protein
Exons: 1
Coding region: 1-1098 (365 amino acids)
Source: RefSeq, a predicted model, not a curated record
AUGGCGAUCUGGGCAAGCUUCGUAUCUAUUGCGCUCGCGCUCUUUGCUGCCGAGAUCAACGCUGCGCCUGUAUCUGAGGCACAGAAGUUGGCAGACCCCAGUUAUGGCCCAAUUCCUGGUCAAUCUUCUCUCUACAGCACCUACUACGAGGUGCCACCAGUAUUUCCGGGAAAUAUUACCGAUCCGAUACUGCCUACUAAGAAAGGGCCUCCGGGUGUGGAUGAUGUGACUUGGCAAAAUCUCCUUUCAGCAGAAUGGAUUAUCUACUCUUUCUACCAGCAAGGUGUGGAGGCAUUCAACGCCUCCUCAUUUGUUGCAGCCGGCUAUCCAAACAACACCUAUCAGCGUAUUAUGGAGAUUCGCAACAACGAGAAUGGCCAUCUCCGCAUUUUUCAAAAUCAAAUCUCCUCGACCUCGGUCAAGCCAGGCGCCUGCAAAUACCAAUUUCCAUUCUAUGACCCAACUUCCUUCCUGGCUCUCACUACUGUCUUGGAGGUGUCGAGCAUGUCGUUCCUCACUGGCCUAGUGCAGCAGGCCAAGAUUGACAUGGCCAAGGGUUCGAUGUUGGCGAUUGCGGAGACAGAAACUCGCCAUGAGGUCUGGACUCUGCUUGAGAUCUGGAAGACCAAUCCAUUCGCGGGGCCAUCAGAUACCGUCUUCCCCUAUGCAAACGAGAUCUUGGACACAACCAACUCCUUCAUCGUUCCGGGAAGUUGCCCACCAGAGAAUCUCGAGUAUCCCUCGCCACGACAGCAUCUACCAGCACUCAGUGCUGCGGAAGGCACAAAGUCGCUCGAGCCUGGCGCAACGAUCUCGCUGAACUUCACCGAUGCGACGAACCAACCGAGCUUCUGCGCCGACAAGCAAUAUUAUGCUGUCUUCUUCCACGCUGUCUCAAAUAUCAGUGUGCCGAUUGACACAUCCUGCUGGCCUGAGAAAGCCAUAAACGUCACUAUUCCGGCAGAGUUCGAGAAGGACAAGGGUGUUGUCAUCGCUGUUGUCGCAGAUACUCCUGGAGCUCCUACAAAGGAAACUGUAGUUGCAGGUCCAGGAAUAAUAUUAGAGCAGCCUGCCGCGUUGGCAGUUGCACUACUCUAA